This is a messenger RNA of Plutella xylostella (diamondback moth), 3922 nucleotides long. The record is from RefSeq and is a predicted model, not a curated record. Lineage: Eukaryota; Metazoa; Arthropoda; Insecta; Lepidoptera; Plutellidae.
ACAAAGAUUUGUUUGAGCCAGUCGGUAAAUUGUAGUGUUGUGUGUGGGUUGGCUACUUGCAAACGAAAUAUUGCUGAGCCUGAACAUUUUCUGCUGCUUCAGCUUAUAUUUUACAAACCCAAUGUGUUAAAAUAUUAAGAAGAGUUAACUUCGGUGUUUUAGUGGCAACCUACUUACCUUUUUAGAACGACAAGAUGGCGGUGCGUCAGGAGGCGUCGCCGGCGCUGGGGUCGCCGCUGCUGCUGGAGCCCUACCCCGAGCCCGCGCCGCCGCUCGCCACCGAGGACUUCGAUGACCUGGAUGAAUUCGAAGAUGCAGAAGAAGAACACAUUGAAACAAUUAUGGAUCUCGAAACCGCAUUUGAAGAUUGCGAGGUGGCGAUAAGAAGGUUUUUCAACAAUGACAUUACCGGGGCUCUACACAUCAUGCAGCCGUGGGGCCGCACUUCAUUAUACCACAGCCUGGGCACGUCGAUCUUCGAGUUCAUCCCGGCCAUCCUGACCUUCGACCACGGCCAGAUCAACCGCGCCCUGGCCGCGCUCAAGGUCACCAUCUCGAUCUGCAACCAGCACCGCCGGAAUUACACCCUCGUCGAGAGCAUCGGAACUAUGAUUAAGAAGCCGAACUACGGCAUGUACACGGACCUUGAGGCUCACGCUGAGUUGUGCUACGCCGAGGCGCUGCUGCUGCAGGCCGCCAUGACCAUCAUGGAGGGCGAGGACCUGGCCGGCCUCAUCCGCGGCACCAUCAAGAUCAAGAACUGCUACAACAGCUACAAAGAGUGCGCAAAGAUCCUCGACAAGAAGACAUGGGAGUCGGAGGUGUCUCGCGUGAACUUCGAGUGUGGCGUGCGGCUCGGGGGCGGCACCUUCAACGUGAUGAUCUCGCUGCUGCCGCCACGGAUCAUCAGCUUGCUGGAGUUCGUGGGAUUUACUGGGAAUAAGUCCUUCGGUCUCUCCGAGCUCAGCCUGGGCUCUCAGUCGCCGGGGCUCCGCUCAGUGCUGUGUGACCUGACGCUGCUGGCGUACCAGCUCGUCAUCUGCCACUUCACCGGCGGCGAGGGCGAUCUGGACGCCUGUGACGCCAUCUUGGAACGGGAGCUUGAGAUCUACCCGGACGGCGUCUGGUUCCUUCUCUUCAAGGCCCGCCUCCAGUUCAUGCGAGGCCAGCUGUGCCCCGCAGUGCACACCUACGACCGCGCCGUCGUCAGCCAGGACAUGUGGAAGCAGUUCACGCACGUGUGCUACUGGGAGAUCAUGUGGAUCAACGCUCUGCAGAUGGAAUGGCGUCAAGCGGCGUCAUUCGCCAACAUCCUCAUAGAGGAGAGCAGUUGGUCUCGCACCAUCUACUCCUACUCUCGCGCCGCCAUGUUGCUUCAACUGGAUGAAGACAUGAAGAUACACGAGCGCACUCAAGCUAGCGACCUGCUGAGAAACGCCUCAUACUACAAGCAGCGCAUAGCCGGCAAGUCUCUCCCCAUGGAGAAGUUCGUGAUCAAGCGCUGCGCUCGCUACCAGGCCCAAGGCCGGCUGGUGUUGCCGGCGGUCGAGUUGCUGUGUCUGUGGAACAUGUUCGCUAUACUCGCCAAGAAUGAGAGGGCUGCGCAGGAUAUGCUCAAGCUAAUAGAGAAGACCCGGACGGAGUUCGAACGCGGGCCGCAGCCGUGGGAGGCGGGCUACGAGGCCGACAACCGCGCGCUGCUGCGCUUCCUGCACGGCUCGUGUCUCGCCGCCAUGGGGCUGCCGAGGAUGGCACUUGAUGUUCUUGACUCCGUGUUUGACCUCAAGUCCCAGCUGAAGGAGGACACGUUCCUGCUGCCGUACUCGGUGGCCGAGGUGGCGAUGUGCCACCACCGCCUCGGCGAUGACGCCAGAGCCACAAGGCUGCUGCAAGACGCCAGGAAGAAGUACUCGGGCUACUCGCUGGAGUCGCGGCUCCACUUCCGGAUGCACUCCAAGAUGCAGAUCAUAAAGGCACAGACCGGAAACGGAAAGUAACCAUCUUUAUUUAUGUUCAUUGCAUUUUGCAAACGUUGCCGAGUUUCUGUGUAGUUCUCGGGUUCACUAGGCAAUCAACAACUCCAUUAAGUUAACGAAUGCGGGAAAUUUAAACCAUGGUGUUUUAAGCAUUGCCUAGUGGAAAUGAGGCUUUAAAUUAACCAAAAUGUCAGCUUAAUCUUUAGUAAUUUUUCAGAGUCAAACAAUGGUAAAUUAUAAAAUACUUAGUCUCUUUUUUAUCAAUGAAGAAUAAUAUUAUAUUUUUAUUAUCUAGGUAUGGCAUAAUCAUAUCUUUCUUAUAAUUAUACGUUAUUAAAAAUAUGAUUCAUUGUGAAACCAAUUCGUCAUAGAGAAGAGAAGACUAGGUACUUACGUUUUACAGAAAGGAUUAGGCGCCACUGGCUGGAUAGACUCUUAUGUUUAAAAGUGUUACCAUUCUCAAGGGCUGUAAUAAUCGAAUUUGAAUACAGAGAUAGACCUAGAUAUACUUACCUUGUGUCACCUUUAACAUAAUAUAACCUGGCUUGGAUAUGUUACCUCGCUUAUAUGUAUGAGUGUGAGGUUGUACAAUUGACUCCAUAACAAUCUAAGUUACGUGCAAAUGUUCAAUUUUAAGAGUUAUAUUUAGACAAGGUACAAAAGCGUAUUUAUGUAGUCCACUGUACAUUGUGUUAAUAUUAUUAUUUUUGUUAUACGGUAUGUUGUUUAUGUUAUAAUCGAUUAUGUUCCCAAUCAAAUAAUAUACUCGUACAUGCUUCUUGAAAAUUUUAGGCUGUUUCCAUCAGUGGCCAUCACCAUUCAGUAUUUUUUUGCAUUCCAACAGGCGGUUACGAUUUCUGGGCUAACGUUUUUGUAUUGCUUUUUAUAAAAUAAAGGAAACCGGACAUUAUUUCGUUUGUAAGGGUGCAUUCAAAUAUAACUAGAGCUAGAGCGCGGCAGAAUAUGUCGAUUAUGAUAUAUUGAUUAUGUCGGCAAAUUAAUUAUGUCCCGGAUUUGCCGCAGUAUAUCUGAACGCACCUUUAGGCUUUGUGUGAUAAAACUGAUACAUGUAACUAGAUUUUAAGUAGAUACAAUAUAUUAUGAAUAAAGAUAAAUCAAUAUAUUUUUUGAUAGACGCAACAUUCAGAUCUGAGAGUCUUGUAUUGCAUGUUGACUAUUACAGUAGGUCUGCUAUCUUUUGAGUAUUUUAUAAAUAACAGAUAGGUAUAAAAUAAAACCAAUUAUAAAAUUACUAAAACAAAUAUAUUAGAAUACACUUACAGCUUAAUUAAUUUCAAGAUAACUUUGCAUUCCUAGUACUGUGGGGAGUAGUACCUCAGUCAAUACCACCAGUAAGUAUAUCUACGAAGGCAAAAACUUAAAAGUAAUUUUGCUGUAAGUAAUGCUUUUGAAUUCUAUAUUUUUAUACAUUAACAUAACGGUAAGACCAAAAGUGUUAUAUUUUUGUUGUUAGUAGUUUAUUUUUUUAUGUUUUUAUACAUACAUGUACAAUUUCAAAAAUUGAGAUAAUUUGGUAAAGUAUAGGCAUAAUGAACUUAUGGUAAAGUAUAGGCAUAAUGAACUGUAAUUUUUAUUUGUUUUUAAUAUAAUAUUUAUUACGAUCAAUUUUUCUAUUGUUAAAUACUUAAAUGGAAAUAGGUGCUAAUUUCUAGUAAAAACUACCUAUUAAUAAUGUUAUGUUGACUAUUAAUUUAUGUAUAUUUUGUUAUUUGUUAUAUUAUAAUUUAUAAUUAUGAGUAAGUGGUCGACAAAAACUUAGCAACAACCAAAUUAUUUUUCUGUAUAAAAUUUAAACUAAAAUCAUUGUUAUGAAUAAAUAAUUGUUUAGUGAAACUUUACAAAACUGAUACUUUUCAUUUGUUAUAGGAUUGUUAUUACUUAUUUUUUCUACUAUUUUGAGCUAAUUGACAAAAUGCAUUUAAAAA